This is a messenger RNA of Lytechinus variegatus (green sea urchin), 1428 nucleotides long. RefSeq names its product putative D-cysteine desulfhydrase 1, mitochondrial. Gene Ontology annotation, molecular function: D-cysteine desulfhydrase activity. The transcript is spliced from 9 exons. The record is from RefSeq and is a predicted model, not a curated record. Lineage: Eukaryota; Metazoa; Echinodermata; Echinoidea; Temnopleuroida; Toxopneustidae. The coding region runs from base 153 to 1289 and encodes 378 amino acids.
CGGGCUGCUGCGCAGCGCGGGUCGGCGCGGCCGGGAAUUUUGAAGAGAUAGUCAAGUCAACGAGCUCUGCUCAGCUCUGCAACUGUCCUCGUAGCAAAAUUACUUGAUUUCGUGAGUAGAAAUACUGGGAAGAAGUGAGAGACAUUGUCAUCAUGCAGAAAUCAGAUUAUCCUUUCUUGCCGUACGAACCUCCAAGCUGGGCUGCAAAUUUGGCCCUGAUUCCAAAGUAUAAAUUUCAGUUGGCUAACCUGAACACCCCUAUCCACAAAUGGCGUCUCCCAAGGACACCCGAUGACUUUGAAGUCUUCGUCAAGAGGGAUGACAUGACAGGAAGUGUUCUCUCCGGCAAUAAAAUCCGUAAGCUUGAGUUCCUAUUGGCCGAUGCUGUCGAUCAAGGGUGUGAGGUCAUCCUGACAUGUGGAGGGGUCCGGUCCAAUCACUGCAGAGCGACGGCCAUCUCGUCUCGUCAGCUUGGAUUAGACUGUCAUCUGUUUCUAUGGUCCGGGACACGGGAUCUCAAAGGUCAGUUUACAGGGAACACUCUGUUAGAUAGGAUGGUUGGAGCUAACUUUUAUCUUGUCCCAUCAGAGUGCUCAUUUCAGAAUGAGAUCUAUCCCAGAAUGCAACAGCUCCGAAAACAUAUAAUGGAGACAACCGGGAAGAAGUGUUACUCUAUACCUCUUGGUGGUUCAAGCUCCAUCGGUGUUUGGGGUUAUAUCGACUGUUUUAAUGAACUCAUGAAGCAGGGAUUACAUGAGAAGUUCACUGAUAUUGUUGUAGCAUCAGGGAGCACUGGAACUGUUACUGGCCUUGCUAUAGGAAACCACCUGACGGGAAACAAAGUCAAAGUUCAUGGUAUGGCGGUCAUCGCCGAUGCCGCUUACUUCCACGAGGAAGCGGAUGCGAUCUUGAGAGACCUAGGUUUGCAGGGAAGUGAUGGGUCAUCGGGGGUCAAGGCUGCGGACAUUAUGGACAUCGUCGAGGGAGUAAAGGGCAUUGGCUACGGUCUCUCAACGCCAGAGGAAUUAGAAUGUAUUCAAGACGUUGCCAUGACAACAGGUCUUCUGGUAGACCCAUGCUAUACGGGGAAGGCUACAUACCACACCAUGAAACUGAUGAAGGAAAACCCUGGUAGAUUCAAGGGGAAGAAGAUCCUAUUUAUACAUACAGGAGGAUGGUUCGAUCUCUUCAGUGGUGUGAUGUCGUCUGCUAUCGAUGGCAAGAGCUCUGCAGAAAACAAGGUCUACGAUUGGAUGGAAAUGACUGACAAAUUGCCCUUUGACCAAUAGGAGUCAAGAGAACAUAAAUAUCGCUCUUCCUACUUUUGAGUUUGUUUGUGGGUAUGCAUGGUUAUUUUUUAUUGGGAGGAGUAAUAAUAAUAGUAAUAAUGAUAGUAAUAAUAUUGAUAAUAAUGAUAGCAGUAUAUUU